Messenger RNA from Peniophora sp. CBMAI 1063, 1428 nucleotides. NCBI's taxonomy places the organism in Eukaryota, Fungi, Basidiomycota, Agaricomycetes, Russulales, Peniophoraceae. The record is from the annotation of a GenBank genome assembly.
AUGGCGGAAGCUGUCACGAAGCUCUCGAUUGCCCUGGUGGGCUGGCAGAUCAUCCCGGCCGUCGCAUCCAACAUCAUAGCCCGAAUAGUGGUCUCCUUGACGGGCAAGCAACUCACCGCGCGGGAACGGCAUUACAUCAUCAUAUCUGGCCUUUUCGCAUACCUCCUCGUCAACUUUAUCACCGCCCUUACCGGAGUAGAAGCUAGCUUUUAUGAAUUACUCCAUGUUCCGCCAGACGCGGAUGAAAAUGCUAUACGUCUUGCUUUCCGCGCCUUUGCCAGGAAGAACCACCCAGACCGCGUCGGCGCGAGUGGCGCCGACAUGUUCAUGGCUGUGCGCCACGGUUAUGAGUCUCUUAUGGACCCCAAUAAACGAUGGGCGUACGAUAGGUUCGGCACUGGGAUCAUGCGAUGUACACAAUGCCACUCACAACUCGACUUCCUCCACGAAGGACUAAUACGAUCUGCUGGAUUCCACCUGACAACCCUGUCUGUAAUACUUGGUUCUACUUUGCUCGGCGGUCGGAGUUGGACGACUCUGUGGCGCCUACUUCUUUCUCUAUUCACCAUGUUCGCCGAGCUCGUCUUGAUCUUUCACCCUAGUCCCGGACAAGCCACGAUAUACGAUACCCCACCUCUCGUUAUGAAGAUUCUGGCAUUCAUCCUUCCCAACCGCGUACCCUUCCAGUACAUCCACUUCCUACAUCAUCUUUCCCUGUUCGUCUCGUUGGCGAUGUCUCGCGUCUUGGCGGCACUCUUCCCUCGCACUCCGCAAGACACAGAUGGCACCUUGAGCCAGCGCGCUGUCCAGGAUCUAGCGAUUCGUAUAGCUAAACUGGAGAGGCAGACAUCUCUUCACAUCCACGACGAGCUCAGCGCCAUCAUGCCGCCAGAUAUGGAUUCAGCACAGAAACAGGCCUCGUUCGCGCAACUCACGCGCGGCAUGGAAAGACUCGUGCUCGAGAAACGCCUGACGACGGGCGAAGACUCGCCCAUAGGCGCCCAUGUUCCGCGUUCACCCCCGCGACCCGGACCAUCGCGAACGACAUCCUUCGCCGCUACGAAGAAUCCUGUCCUCACGCGCCAGGUCUCUUCUCUACGAAUCGCGUCGUCAUCGACGCGACCGUUACCACAACGUCGAACGUCAAUGGCGACUGGCGCGCAGGUUGCCGCACCCUCGACACCCGGCUCUCGUCCGAGUACACGACGGCAACCUUCUGGGCUCACGCGAGGAGAGCCCAUCGAGAUCGACAGCACCGACGCGUCUGAAUCGAGCGUUCGAUGGAGUGAUAGCGGGAUCGGGGAGGAUACUGUGGCUGGAGACAGCUAUGUUGUCGUGGACGAGCCCGACGCCGGUCAGAGGAAUGGCAGGGAAGAGACGCCGUUGAUGCCUGGCAUGUACAGGCGAGGGAGGUCGAAGAGCUGGUGA